AUAGCGUUCCAGAAGCGUCUCAAACAUAUAUACUAUCAAACUCCCACCGAGAAUAUCAUCGUUCUUUUUUUAUGGAAAUUCGAGCAUUUCACUAAAAUUGUGUUCAAAUCAACUUCAAUAACAUAACAGUAUACUGGGCCUCACAAAAACAAACCUUCAUAAUGCCAGUCCCCGUUGAGACAGCUACUCCCUCGACAAUUCGAGGAGGCCACGAGCAAUCCCGUCCACGCAUUCCCAAGCCUCUAGAAUAUUCCGGCAGCUUGGACUCGUACCCUCAUAGCGAUCUGACCCCAGUCAUCGGCACGGAAUAUAGUGAGAUUCAAGUCGCGGAGAUCCUGAAAUCAGAACAACGCGAUCGGUUGAUCACAGACCUUGCUGUAACGAUUUCGAAACGAGGUGUUUUGUUCCUGCGCAACCAAGAUGUAACACCCCAGCAAAUGAAGGAAUUCGGAGAGCGAUUGACCGUUCUCGCAGGAUGCCCCGAGUCAUCCGGACUGCACGUCCACCCUCUCACAGAAGAAGGAAGCGAACUAGGUGACCAAAUCAGCGUCAUCAGCAGCGAGAAGCAGAAGAAGGGAGGCGGUCUCACCCACCAGCUUAGCGACACCAGCCGAUUCGCAUCUGUCGGAUGGCACACAGACAUCAGUUUUGAACACGUCCCCUCGGACUAUGCGAUGCUGAAGAUUCACACCCUCCCUGCGACAGGGGGAGACACGCUCUGGGCAUCGGGGUACGAGAUCUAUGAUCGUCUUUCGCCAGAUAUGGCGGCUUUUCUGGAGACGUUGACGGCGACGCACGAUGCCACGUUCUUUCACGAUGAGGCUAGACGACUGGGGAAUCCGCUUCGGAAGGGAAUUCGAGGGUCGCCGCUCAAUUCGGGCGAGGACUUGACCGCGGUGCAUCCCGUGAUCAGGACCAAUCCGGUCUCCGGGUGGAAGUCAGUAUACGUGAACAAGGGCUUCACCAAGAGAAUCAACGGAGUCACGAAAGAUGAGUCGGAUAUGUUGCUGAAUUACUUGUUCAAUCUUGUGACUCAAAACCAUGACGCUCAAGUCCGGUUCAGAUGGAGCAAGAAUGAUAUGGCGAUCUGGGAUAACCGGUCGACCUGGCACUGCGCGACGUAUGACUAUGCCGAAGCUCGAGCCGGAGACCGGGUCUGUAGUCUGGGCGAAGCACCAUAUCUAGACCUGCAGUCGAAAUCGAGGAAGCAGGCACUUGGGGAAGCUUAGAUAAUGUUUAGUG
Messenger RNA from Aspergillus steynii IBT 23096, 1242 nucleotides. RefSeq names its product TauD/TfdA dioxygenase family protein. Bases 162 to 1229 code for a protein of 355 amino acids. Lineage: Eukaryota; Fungi; Ascomycota; Eurotiomycetes; Eurotiales; Aspergillaceae. Gene Ontology annotation, cellular component: cytoplasm. Gene Ontology annotation, molecular function: 2-oxoglutarate-dependent dioxygenase activity. The record is from RefSeq and is a predicted model, not a curated record. The transcript has 5 exons.